This is a messenger RNA of Tetrahymena thermophila SB210, 2016 nucleotides long. RefSeq names its product kinase domain protein. The transcript has 2 exons. The record is from RefSeq and is a predicted model, not a curated record. Gene Ontology annotation, biological process: ubiquitin-dependent protein catabolic process. NCBI's taxonomy places the organism in Eukaryota, Ciliophora, Oligohymenophorea, Hymenostomatida, Tetrahymenidae. Gene Ontology annotation, molecular function: ubiquitin protein ligase activity.
UUUACAGAUAACAAUCAAGGCUAAACAAAAACUAGAAUAUAAAUUAAUAUUAAUCUAUCUUUAAAGCUUAGCUGUAUUUACAAAUAUCUUUAUAAUCAAAUGUUGAAUCAAAAUAUAAACCUUGCUUAGUCCAUUUCAAAGGAAUAAAUAUCAUAAUAGAAUCAAGCAUAAAAAAAUUCUAAGAUACCACUAAUAAUAAGAAUAGCUAACAGUAGUAAUAAUUCAACUCCAGUUAAGCUAGGUUCCUUCUAGGAUUUAAGUAAUAAUGAAGUUAUUAAUCUUUGUGAAUAAGAAAAUAUAAAAUAAGAAAUCAAUGAUUUUAAGCCAAAAAAAUAAAUAGAUUGCAUUGUCUUAUAAAAUGAAUUAAAUUAUUUUGAAGAUGAAAAAGAAGAAUUUAAAAAUGACAAAAAACUACCUCAAAAACCUUAAAGAACAAGUUAUAUAAGCUAAUAACAUAAAACAAUAGCUCAAGAAUAGUAUUAUAAUCCUAUUAUUCUAGCUGAUAAUACUAAACACAGAGAAAGGUAGAUAUAAAAUUAAAGAAAUUAGUAAAGAAAUAACUCAUUAGAGAAUAAAUUCAUAGAAAAAUCCAAUAAUUAGCUAAUAUCAAAUCGUAAUCAUAUUAGAUAGUAAAAUUGUAACAAUGCUUCUUUUAAUCUUAUUAAAAUUGACUCUUCCUAAUAACUAGAUAUAGAAAAUAUAUAAAAUUCUUCAAGUGAUAGCUGUCCUGAAGUUUAUUAAAAGAAUAAACUAACUAACAUAAAUUAACAAUUAGAUUUCAAAUAAAAAAAAGAUUUAUUAUAAAUUUCAAAUUUAAAUACUAUAUAAAAAGAAUAAUCUAUAGUUUAAAGCUAGAAUUUAAAUAGAAAUAUAAAGAUAAAAAACUAGACUCCUUUACUUCCACCUAUUCACCCUUAAAAAUUAAAACAAGCACAUUAAUAAACUAAUCAUGAUUUAAAUAAAAAUGAAAUAAAAACAGAUUUUAUCCGUAAAAGCAGAAGCAACUCUUUUACUGAAGAAAAAAAUAUUUUUAAAAUGAACCUUGAUAAAAGUUAAAGAGUUUCUUCUAGUGAAUUUAAGAAUCUUCUUAAUAAUGUUAACUUUUAGUAAAUACAAAAAAAUCUAUCUAGAAACUAAAAAUCUAAAACACAAACUAGUGAGUAAAAUUAUAAUGUAAUAGAUGAUAACUCAACAAAUGGAGUAAUUAAAAAAUAUCACUAAAAACACUAAAAUGAUAUAAAUUAAUGUGCUUUUGAUAGAGCUUAAUACAAUUAAAAUAUCAGAUAAGAAUAAUAAAAUAGUUUAUUUAUUUAAAGAUACUAAAUACCUUUAAUAAUUUCAUAGCCUGAAUUAGAAUUUAUCUAAGAAAGAUCGAAUAAUAUUAAAAAUUACCCUAAUCAAGUAAGAUAGUAAGUUAAUUCUCAAGAAUAACCCAUUAAUAAUGGAAACAUGCAAUAAAAUUUAGAAAAUAUAAGAGAAAUUAAUGAAAGGUAAAAGUCCAAAGAUGUUAUAAGAUUAUAAAAUCAAAAUGUUAGAACUUAAUAACAAUAACAGCAACGUAAUAAUAACAAUAAUGAAUAGACAUAUAACGAUAUUAUUCAAAGAAGAAACUAAAUAAAUGCUUAGUAAGAAAAUCUGAAUGAUUAAUUUUAAAGUAGGUAAAACACAAUUAAUUAAAAUCCACCCCCAAGAUUCAUGAUUGAUAACAUGUAUAAUUAGUUUAUAGAGUUUUAAAAUCAGCUUAGAUAGCAUUAAGGAAUUAAAUCAGAUAAAUAUGUAAGCACAACUGUAUAUAAAAGUUCAUAGUCUUAGAAUCUUUCUUAAGAUGCUAAAUAGUGCUCAAUUUGUCUGUGCGAAUUUGAGGAUGAAGAGAAAAUAAGUUUUUUGGCUUGCUUUCAUCGUUUUCAUAAUGAAUGCAUUCACAAAUGGUUUGAAACAAAAUCAACUUGUCCUCUAUGCAAAAAAGAUUAAAAAACAUUAAUAAAAGAUGUUAAUAAACUAUUAGAUGAAUUUUGA